This is a messenger RNA of Mauremys mutica (yellowpond turtle), 1855 nucleotides long. RefSeq names its product low density lipoprotein receptor class A domain containing 1 (gene LDLRAD1). The record is from RefSeq and is a predicted model, not a curated record. Gene Ontology annotation, molecular function: protein binding. The transcript has 6 exons. Lineage: Eukaryota; Metazoa; Chordata; Testudines; Geoemydidae. Bases 1 to 882 code for a protein of 293 amino acids.
AUGGCGCUGCCAUCUAUUUCCUUUCUAGAACUUUCCCACCAACCAAAGGGAGCGUCUUUCCCUGACACUGAAGGCAGAAAGAUGAAAAAUGGACUCAGACGGGCAAGGGUAGAAGGAUGGGCUUUUCCAAAGUGCCCCUGGGCCUCUCUGCUCCCACGGCAGGCAUUGGGAGCGUUACACGCACUUCAACGGGAGCAGAGUCAGGCCGGUGACAAGCACUCCCAGAAAUCCUACACCAACGCCCUGUGGCAGUUACCUAGUGCGGUUGCAGCCACAAGAAGUUUUGGUGGAAUCUCAUUUGACUCAACAAAGUCCUCUGAAGAAAGAGAUCGCUGCCAGGAAUGCAGUGCAUGUUUAAGUUGUACUCGAAGAUGCCUCUGUAUCUCCAUUAUUGCACUGCUUGCACUCGGCGUCAUAGGUGCUGUCAUUGGUUUUGCCGUCACCUUUGGACUCCCGCCACCCACUCCUGUGAACCGUUUGUGUGUGACUUCAGGUAACCAGACUGGCUUUUUGUGUGAUGACAGAGUGACUUGCCUUCCAGCCAGUCAGAUCUGCAACAGCAUCAGAGAGUGUGCUAAUGGAGAGGAUGAGCAGGAGAAAUUAUGUAAUGAUUUGCCCAGUAACCUUCCAGGAUACUUGAUCUUCCGCUGCAGCAACCCUGUGUACUGGAUCUAUGCUGAUCAGAAGUGUAAUGGUGCGAAUGACUGUGGAGACUGUUCUGAUGAAAAGGGGACCUUGGCUAACUGCCCUCCUUGCGGGACUCAGUGGUGGAGCUGCACACCGGUGUUUUUCGAGUAUUGCACCUGCAUUCCCAGGGCCCUCUGCCGAGACAGAAUCCAGCACUGCUCAGACUGGUCUGAUGAGUAUGCCUGCAAUAGAUGAAGUACCGAGAGCCAAGAGGUAGCUAUGCCUCCCAGGGCAUAGUCUGCAUUCUCACCUGCCAGCCUUCUCCUCCUGCUGCUUUAAUGCCCUGGGUUGAAGCUUUUGUCUGAAAAUGACACGGCCUAGUGGUUUCCUGACUACCCUGCAACAGCACUGAAAGAAGGAGAGGACAGGGGCGGCUCCAGGCACUAGCACAGCAAGCGCGUGCCUGGGGCAGCAAGCCGCAGGGGGAAGGCUGCUGGUCGCUGUGAGGGCAGCAGUCAGGCAGCACCCGUUUCUGCGGGAGAUCCGCCUGUCCCGCAUUUUCGGCGGCAAUUCGGCAGCGGGUACGACGAAGGCGCGGGACCGGCAGAUCACCCGCAGAACCGCCGCCAAAUCCACGUGACCGGCAGACCUCCCGCAGAAAUGCCGCCGAAGGCUGCCUGACUGCCGUGCUUGGGGCGGCACAAAACAUAGAGCCGCCCCUGGGAGAGGAGUACUAUAUAACAGACUCAGCACAGGACUGGGAGCCGCAAAUGACACAGUUCUAAGCCUGUGUCUCUUACUGACUCACUGUGUGAUCAUGGGCAAGUAGCUCACCUUGCUAUGUCUUGGUUUCCCCAUCUGUAAAAUGGGAAUAAUACUGCUCUAUCUCCCACCGUGUGGUGAUGGUUAACUAGUUACCACCUGUAAAGUACUUUGAUGAUACAGAGUGCUAGCUAUGGGUUGAGGUUGUGAUUGUUGAGUUGUAUAUGCAAGUCUGCAGGGAGAGGAGGGAAAUUACAGUAGACAGGGACUCUGUUUUUCUUUCCUUUUUAGGGAAAAAAACCUGACAAAUACAGAUUAAGUAUCAACUAAAAUAAUAAUAAGACCAAUAGGUGACCUCACACUCUUUUUGGUUUUGAUAACAGCAGUCAUUGCUAAUUGAUCACUAAUCUGUUAGCAUGAAAGGAGGAGAAAUUCCCUGAGUCUUUUAUAGCUCUCAACUAUAUGA